Messenger RNA from Frankliniella occidentalis (western flower thrips), 950 nucleotides. RefSeq lists its product as uncharacterized. The record is from RefSeq and is a predicted model, not a curated record. NCBI's taxonomy places the organism in Eukaryota, Metazoa, Arthropoda, Insecta, Thysanoptera, Thripidae. The transcript is spliced from 4 exons. Bases 50 to 706 code for a protein of 218 amino acids.
AACGCUUUUGCACGCCAGCAGCCAGUCGCACCGGCGCCGCUGGCCGUGCAUGGCGCAUCUCGUAGGUAAUGGUCUCCAUAGAGGAAGGAACCGUAGGCGCAGCCACAACCUGCUAGUAUAUUCCAAGAUGUCAUUCAUCGUGGCACUUGCACUCAUAAGCCCGCUGGGCAUCCACGGAAAAGUUCUCAACAAUUUUAUGGGCCCUUUCAUUGCUUACACCGAACGCUUUUCCUUGUGUGAAUCAAAUAAUCAACCGCUUCCGUGGAGAUGGCAUUUGCGUGGAACUCACUUCAACCCAGCUAAACCAAGAGAAAGUCAACUACUGACCGGUAACAUAACUGGCGAAAAAUACCCUUUAGAUAACAAGAGCUGGGCAAAAGUAGUAAUAGAUGUUCGGUCAAAUAACCAAUGGAAGGAAAACGGUUUUAUCUUCUCUUUCAAAGACAAGGCAUGUCAGAAUUUUAAAGACCAUAUCCCUACUGUUUACGAGCUUUUCUUUAAGAAGAAUGAAACCAAAGGCGAGUGCAAGAUCGAACCUGGAGUUUACGAGGUCGAAAACGGUCCCAUCAGAUGGGUUUUUCCAAAAUUUCCAAUCGGAUUUUAUGGACACUUUAGGUUUAAACUCAUGUUCGGCAUGGAUGAAAUCCAAUACGCGUGUAUGUCGGUAGAUUGUAAGACUAUUCCUAAGGGUGUUGGACAGGAGUAGACACUGCAGUGUCUGGCCCCAAGUCAAAUGAAUGGUUUGAAUCUAUGUAUAAGAAUUUCCCUUGGAUCUAUUUGCGCUGGACAGUCACGGACGAGAGGCAGCGCCCAGAGCUGCAAAAUUCGUCGGAUCAUUUUGUGAGAGGUCAUAAAAAAACGAGGCGUUAUUGACUGAGAUCCUGCAUUGGCUUUUAAGCGUAACACUAGGCCAUAAAACAAUUAAAAAUAAGACAACAAUUUUAGUAUAA